Molecule: messenger RNA, 1254 nt
Organism: Marasmius oreades (fairy-ring Marasmius)
Lineage: Eukaryota; Fungi; Basidiomycota; Agaricomycetes; Agaricales; Marasmiaceae
Exons: 6
Coding region: 25-531 (168 amino acids)
Source: RefSeq, a predicted model, not a curated record
GCGAAGUGCUCUGACCCACUCAUCAUGAUCAAGUUCGCGCAUAGUACUCAACCCAACAAGUCGACGGACAACUUAGAACUCAGAAGGGCUCAACAUUUCCUUCUUUCCACAAGUUUCAGUCCUCCCCCAUCAAGGAACUGUUCUUCUGUUCGGUUCGAUCAAAGCUUAGAAUUGAAAAGCCACGACGAUUCACAAGCACAUUCGGCAGCCAGCUCCCUGACGUGUCCACGGCAUUCGAGAUCUUCUGAAGAACCUGUUGCUCUGGAUUCAAAUGCACAGAUACUUACUUCAUUGCCACGAGUUGGAGCCUGCUGCCAUCCGAAUAGAAAGAAACUUAUAUGUGCUUGCAUGGAAGGGCCUUUCUUUCGGCAGAAAUCAAACCACAGGGCGUCAAAGUGCUCUAAUAACCCAGCGCUCAAGAGCCUCACGCUGCCUUCCUCCCCAUGCGUGUGGGAGGCCACUAGGUCACCCAUCCUUCAUGUGUGUCCUCGCAGAAGCCGGUGGCCAUCCCACAUGUAUCUCCAUUCUUGAUGGGACAGUACCGUCUCCGACCACGAUUCAGCGGGUGUUGGUGGAAUCUGAAUCUCAUUAAUGGCGUGCUUGAGCCAACGCGGACUCCGACCUAUUUUGCUGCAAUGCUGUCACUGUGUGUCAUGAUCAAAGCGACCCCCCCGAUCAUAAUUCAGAUCGAUGGGUUGAUCAUGAUAUCAGCGCGCACCUCAAUCUCGACCUUCCUCAGUCUUUCCCCUCACCCCACUUCCACCUCAAUCUCGAUCUCGAUCUCGGCCUUGCCCCCCAAUUUUUGGCCGCUGUGCAGUGUGUGUCAAACUUGAGCUAUCAAAGCGUUCCAAGAUCAUAGAACCGUUUGCGGACCCUGGUGCAUGAUAUGGCAGUAUGAAAUCACGGCGAGUCGGACCUUGCUGACCUCGAUCUACUAGCUCCGAAUGGAACUGACCUCGUUCGAUUUCGAUUUCUCAUCGCUCAGUACUGUCACUGGGAUCUGUUAGAAUUAGGUUAUAUGUUUGGAGUUCCCAACUUGUGCUCAACAAUAUAAAGGGGAAACUCCUUCAGGCUUCAACCGAACAUCCCGUACCCCGCAACUCCAACCUCUCAGCUCCGCCUUCAAGUUUGUAAACAACGUGACCACUCGAAGGUUCACGGUGGCCGCAACGCCGACUGUAUGUGAUUGUGAAGAUUCUCCUUUCCUCUUGUAUGUAAUGUUAUCCGAAUUCCGAAACCUAUCCCUAGAGAGCA